AUGAAUGAAGAUUUGGUGCAAAGCGCCGUCAGCUUCCUCAAGGACCCUAAUGUCACCAGCUCCCCCUUGAACAAAAAGGUGGAGUUUUUGCAGACCAAGGGACUAAAUGAGCAGGAAAUCGAAGAGGCCCUCAACCGAGCCAACGCCAGCUCCAACCCUUCUACAUCCAUUGCUCAACCGUCGUCUGUGGGCUCGUCUGCGCACACACACGCACCGGCCUCGUUCGGGCCUCCUAUCGACUACUAUAACGUGCCGCCAGCGAUUCCCGACAGAACCUGGAAAGACUAUUUCAUCAUGGCCACUGCCACGGCAGGCGUCACCUACGGGUUAUACCAAGUGGUGUCUCGGUACGUCAUUCCAAGCCUUAUUCCACCUACUCAGAGCAGUAUUGAUGCCGACAAGCAACAAAUCGACGAAGAGUUUGUGAAGAUCGAUAAGUUGUUGGAGCAAUUGGCCAGUGAGCAGAAGGAAAUCAAGCAGAGCAACGAAGAAAAGCUUCUGGAAAUUGACGAUGCCAUCAACAACGUCAAUGACUUCUUGACCAAGUACAACAAGGACAAGUUGGUGUUUGACGACGACUUGCGGUUGAUGAAGUUGGAAAUUGAUAAUUUGAAGAACUCGGUGGAGAAAAAUCUAAACUUGACCAAGGACAACGUGAAGGAUGAUUUAUCCAAUAUCAACGAGGAGUUGAUCAGCUUGAAGAACCUCAUCAAGUUAAGGUCCUCGAAGGAUAUAGAGAGAAAAAUUACACCUGUGAGCUCGAUUCCAUCGGCAUCUGAGAUCUUGAAGAAGGCCAAAAAGUCUGUACCUGCCGCCAUUGUCACCCAGGAGCCACCAACAGUCCAGCAGGCCACGGAGGCGUCGCCUGUGCCGGUGCCAGCACCCGCUCCUGCCGCUGCCCCCAAAGAAAAUGGGGUGAGGUUUUCUGAGGCUACCAGCUUAAACGGGGUGACAGCUGGAGGAAUCCCCGAAUGGCAGAUGAAACAUAAGUUAAAGGAACAGGAACAAAUGGAGCAAGAGAAAGUCAUCAAAGACACCAUCGACAACGUCGGGGUUCCAGCAUGGCAGUUAAAUCAAUCGUGAAAUUACCAUAAACCACUGAAAAAUUUCACUAUGUAAAAAAUUAAUGUAUACCGCGUAAUGGACAAACCAGCCAAAA
Yamadazyma tenuis ATCC 10573 is the source of this 1159-nucleotide messenger RNA. It is a transcript of the gene PEX14, whose product is annotated as Pex14p. Gene Ontology annotation, biological process: protein import into peroxisome matrix, docking. The record is from RefSeq and is a predicted model, not a curated record. Lineage: Eukaryota; Fungi; Ascomycota; Pichiomycetes; Serinales; Debaryomycetaceae. Gene Ontology annotation, molecular function: signaling receptor binding. Gene Ontology annotation, cellular component: peroxisomal importomer complex; peroxisomal membrane.